This is a messenger RNA of Diceros bicornis minor, 4344 nucleotides long. RefSeq names its product p21 (RAC1) activated kinase 3 (gene PAK3). The record is from RefSeq and is a predicted model, not a curated record. Gene Ontology annotation, biological process: regulation of MAPK cascade; protein phosphorylation; regulation of axonogenesis. The coding region runs from base 1028 to 2662 and encodes 544 amino acids. Gene Ontology annotation, molecular function: ATP binding; protein serine/threonine kinase activity. Lineage: Eukaryota; Metazoa; Chordata; Mammalia; Perissodactyla; Rhinocerotidae. The transcript has 20 exons. Gene Ontology annotation, cellular component: cytoplasm.
GUUUCACUUCCGCCUGGCUGCAGGAACCACAAGUUCCAGACUAGGUCUGAAUUGGAAUAAUUACAGUCAAAAUACACCCAGAUGCUCUCACACACCCAGAGGCGCGCGCAUCUCCGGGCCAUGGGGCGCACGUGAGCCCACGCCCCGUGCACCCAGCCCUGCCUCUCGCCAGAGCAUCCUCAGCAGCUGCCACAGAAGCAGCCUCCUCCUCCUCCUCUUCCUCCUCCUCCUCUCGCCGCUGCCGCCGUUGCUGCUGUGUCUCCUAUCCCCUCUCGUCCUCCGUCCUCCCCCAGUUCCAGCUCCUCCUCCCAUUCCCGGAGCCUCCUGUCCGGCGGCGGCGAAGGGCAGAACCCUCAGCAGCGGCUCCCCUUCGCUCGGGCCACGAAGAGGCUGGAACAGCCCAGUAUUCCAGCCCAUCUGAGCUCAUUUUGAAUCUCCAUUUUGUUCUUCAAUAAAUUUGAUAUCCCUGCCAGCUUUACGUCAUCUUCAAACGUGACUCAAAUCCAGGUCAAGUGUAUGGCUGUCUGAGGUGUUGGAACAGAAGGAGGUCCAUUCCUGUUGGUGACAACACUGUGGCCCUGUUCUGGGAUGACCGAGGUGUAAAGGGACUCAAUAGCAUUCCCAUCAGUGUAACCCACUUUCAGCAGCCAGUAACUUUGGUCAAGGGAAGAAGAAACUCCAUGAGCAGCAGCCUCAACAACCGGCUCUUUCCUCCUGGGUAAGGACAAGGGGGUGGGGGUGCUUCGAAUCUGGCCAAGACUGGUUUCCCCCAAGAGAGAGCAGCCGAGUCCUUGCAUCUUGUGGCAGCUGGUGUGCCCAGUACUGAGUCCAUCGGAGCUGAAGGCAGCCUGGCCCCUUCUCAUGGGCAGCGCCCACCUGUGCUGAAGUCCUACAGCGGUGGCAGUGUGAGGACAAAGGAAAACUGCAGCUCAGUGGCAGGUGUUUCUGUGAUGCCUUUUCAUGAAGGGGAAGCUCCAGAGUUUCAGCCGUGAAAUUGAAGGAGCUGUGCGAUCAGUUGUAAAUAAAAAUGUCUGACGGUCUGGAUAAUGAAGAGAAACCCCCUGCUCCCCCACUGAGGAUGAAUAGUAACAACCGGGAUUCUUCAGCACUCAACCACAGCUCCAAACCACUUCCCAUGGCCCCUGAAGAGAAGAAUAAGAAAGCCAGGCUUCGCUCUAUCUUCCCAGGAGGAGGGGAUAAAACCAAUAAGAAGAAAGAGAAAGAACGCCCAGAGAUCUCUCUUCCUUCAGACUUUGAACAUACGAUUCAUGUGGGGUUUGAUGCAGUCACCGGGGAAUUCACUGGAAUUCCUGAGCAAUGGGCACGAUUACUCCAAACCUCCAACAUAACAAAACUGGAACAGAAGAAGAACCCACAAGCCGUUCUAGAUGUUCUCAAAUUCUAUGAUUCCAAAGAAACCGUCAACAACCAGAAAUACAUGAGCUUUACAUCAGGAGAUAAAAGUGCACACGGAUACAUAGCAGCCCAUCCUUCGAGUACAAAAACAGCAUCAGAGCCUCCUUUGGCUCCUCCUGUGUCUGAAGAAGAAGAUGAAGAAGAGGAAGAAGAAGAAGACGACAAUGAGCCCCCACCAGUUAUUGCACCAAGACCAGAGCAUACAAAAUCGAUCUACACUCGUUCUGUGGUUGAAUCCAUUGCUUCACCAGCAGCACCAAAUAAAGAGGUCACGCCACCUUCCGCUGAGAACGCCAAUUCCAGUACUUUGUAUAGAAAUACAGAUCGGCAAAGGAAAAAAUCCAAGAUGACAGAUGAGGAGAUCCUAGAGAAGCUAAGAAGCAUUGUGAGUGUUGGUGACCCAAAGAAAAAAUAUACGAGAUUUGAAAAAAUUGGUCAAGGGGCAUCAGGUACUGUUUAUACAGCACUAGACAUUGCAACAGGACAAGAGGUGGCCAUAAAGCAGAUGAACCUUCAACAGCAGCCCAAAAAGGAAUUAAUUAUUAAUGAAAUUCUGGUCAUGAGGGAAAAUAAGAACCCCAAUAUUGUUAAUUAUUUAGAUAGUUACUUAGUGGGUGAUGAACUAUGGGUAGUCAUGGAAUACUUGGCUGGUGGCUCCUUGACUGAUGUGGUCACAGAGACCUGUAUGGAUGAAGGACAGAUAGCAGCUGUCUGCAGAGAGUGCCUCCAAGCUUUGGAUUUCUUGCACUCAAACCAAGUGAUCCAUAGAGACAUAAAGAGUGACAAUAUUCUCCUUGGGAUGGACGGCUCUGUUAAAUUGACUGAUUUUGGGUUCUGCGCUCAGAUCACCCCUGAGCAAAGUAAACGAAGCACUAUGGUGGGAACUCCCUAUUGGAUGGCACCUGAGGUGGUGACUCGAAAAGCUUAUGGUCCGAAAGUUGAUAUCUGGUCUCUGGGGAUUAUGGCAAUCGAAAUGGUGGAAGGUGAACCUCCUUACCUUAAUGAAAAUCCACUCAGGGCAUUAUAUCUGAUAGCCACUAAUGGAACCCCAGAGCUCCAGAAUCCUGAAAGACUCUCGGCUGUAUUCCGUGACUUUUUAAAUCGCUGUCUUGAGAUGGAUGUGGAUAGGCGAGGAUCUGCCAAGGAGCUUUUGCAGCAUCCAUUUUUAAAAUUAGCCAAGCCUCUCUCCAGCCUGACUCCUCUGAUUAUCGCUGCAAAGGAAGCAAUUAAGAACAGCAGCCGUUAGGACUGCAAGCCUUACCCCACACCAUCUCCCUCAUGAGUAAGACUGAAAUAAAACUCUGCUGCAGGAAAGAUGGAAGAAAAGACAGUCAAAUGGGGUGGGAGUUCUUUAACUUUCAAAUGAAUAGAAACUUCUUAUAAGCCUUUUUCCUAUUCCCUCAGAUUAUGUAAUUUAUUUGUAAGCCUGAAUCGCAGCCCAAACAGGGCAGCAAUGUCGAAGUGGCCGUAAAGUGGUCACUUCCACCGUGAAGCGAAAGAGCCAGUAGUGAAUCCCCUCAUUUUGUGCAUUCACUUUGACGAAAAAGGUUUCUCAAAGAUGCACACUCCCUCUUCAUAGUGUUGUAUUUGUUUUUAAGUUAGAGAGUAGUCCCUCUUGCAUUCAAACCUCCUUCAAAACUCCUUACCCAAUGUGAUGUUUUUCACUUGCAUUGUCAUUAGAUGUCCAGACAAAAGAUGUCAAAACUUUUUUAAAAAAAGAAAGCAAAAAGACAAAAACAAAACAAAAACAAAACAAACAAACAAAAAAAACCCAGAGCAAGUACUGUGUAAACAUGUGGAAGUCCAUGCCCUAAUAGAGUUGCAAUUUUUUAUUCUUCUUCUAUAGUGGUGGCUUGGUUUGUGUACCUGUUUUUCUGCAUUUGUAUUGGAAAAAGUUUCUUUCAAGACAUUUUCCAAAACCAGAGAGGAAUAUAUGUGUUCAGGAAGGGCUUUUAAAACCUGUAUAUCUAAACAAAGCUCAAAUGGUGAAAUCUUGUCACAUUUUCACUAUGAUGCUUAAAAGGUAGUUGAUUUAUCAUUUAUAUAAGCCAGAUUGUUUGUCUUCAUGAUACCUGAAAAGGAUACACCGAAACUGUGGCACUCCUGUUGAGUGAGUCCACGUCUGGAACCUAGAAAAAUCUGACGGGAGAAACCAUACUUAAACAAAGAUGGGACUUUCUCUGAGAGCCAAAAGGAAAACAAGUGUGCAAUAUUGAAAUCCUUGUUGGGCAGUAAGUAAACAAAGAGAAAGAUACCUAAUUUAAUCUUCUCUUGUGCUUGUGGAACAUAUGCAAUGUAAAAUAGGCACAUCAGGAGGAAACAGACCCCUUACCCAACAUUUGCUUAUGAUAAAAAUUAUUUAAUUUGACGAUUUAUGGCAUUUUAAAAAUUAAAAAACAAGAUCUGGAGAACAGAGAUAUUGUAAGCAUUCAAUUCUCUAAGAAAUAGGAGGUCAGUGAAAACCACAUCCCAAUCAACAUUUGGCUCUAAAUAUCUGUUCCCCUUUUCCUUAUGUAUCACCAAUUUCUGUUUCAGGAUACGGUAUGUUCAUACUUAAUCCUUUGGGCUUUUGAAUUUCAAAAACAUGUUCAUAAAGAUCUGGAAGUUCUCGAGUGAAAAUAAUUCAGGUUUGCAAUCAUAUAUUCCAAGAAAUAUUAGUCCAACUGAAUUCCUUUUAUGGCUUGGAAAAAAAAAUGAAAAUUUGACUAUUUCACCAUGUAUCUGUUUAUUAAAAAUUCAACAGUUGGCACUUCCGGACUCUUCUGAGAGUAGAAAAAUAUUCUAGAGGGUGUCUGCGUAGAAAAGAAUAUGCUCCUCUUUCGAGUGUAUUGUCAGUUUUACAAAUUCUGCAAAGUUGUUUCUCUGAGCCUUUGAAAAGCUAACAAUUUCUGCUGUAGAAGGCUUCUUGAUUUGUAGUGUAUCAAGAAU